GGAACUGUAUCCACAGCAUCAUCAAGGAGGGACGCUCCGUCGUCCUCACCUCCCACAGUAUGGAGGAGUGUGAGGCUCUGUGCACCAGGAUGGCCAUCAUGGUGAACGGCAGGUUCAGAUGUCUCGGCAGCGUCCAGCACCUGAAGAACAGGUUUGGUGACGGCUACACCAUCAUCCUGCGGGUGGGGGGCCGGACGCCGACCUGCUCCCUGUCAUGAAGUUCAUCGAGAGCGAGCUGAGCGGCAGCACUCUGAAGGAGAAACACAGGAACAUGCUGCAGUACCAGCUGCCAUCUUCUCUCACCUCCCUCACACACAUCUUCUCCAUCCUCGCCAAGAACAAGGACCUGCUGAGGAUCGAGGACUACUCCGUCACCCAGACCACCCUGGACCAGGUGUUCGUGAACUUUGCGAAGGACCAGAGUGACGACUAUCACUCCAAAGACUCGGUUCGCCGAGACGCGCCAUCGAGGUUCCUCGCUGAGCGCCGUUGGAGGAGGUGCAGAGGGGGGCCCACUGAAGGAGAGCGUCAUGUGAUCAUGUGA
Messenger RNA from Anoplopoma fimbria (sablefish), 544 nucleotides. RefSeq names its product phospholipid-transporting ATPase ABCA1-like. The record is from RefSeq and is a predicted model, not a curated record. The transcript has 4 exons. The coding region runs from base 215 to 544 and encodes 109 amino acids. NCBI's taxonomy places the organism in Eukaryota, Metazoa, Chordata, Actinopteri, Perciformes, Anoplopomatidae. Gene Ontology annotation, biological process: transmembrane transport; phospholipid efflux. Gene Ontology annotation, molecular function: phosphatidylserine floppase activity; phosphatidylcholine floppase activity; ABC-type transporter activity. Gene Ontology annotation, cellular component: membrane; intracellular membrane-bounded organelle.